Trametes versicolor FP-101664 SS1 is the source of this 1029-nucleotide messenger RNA. Its product is annotated as DNase I-like protein. The record is from RefSeq and is a predicted model, not a curated record. The transcript has 2 exons. The coding region runs from base 1 to 1029 and encodes 342 amino acids. Gene Ontology annotation, molecular function: double-stranded DNA 3'-5' DNA exonuclease activity; DNA-(apurinic or apyrimidinic site) endonuclease activity; phosphoric diester hydrolase activity. Gene Ontology annotation, cellular component: nucleus. Gene Ontology annotation, biological process: base-excision repair. Lineage: Eukaryota; Fungi; Basidiomycota; Agaricomycetes; Polyporales; Polyporaceae.
AUGCUGAUGCAAGAAACGCACCUAACGGAAGAGAGGAAAGCGGAGUUGCACAGAAUGUUUGCAAACAGGAUAAAGAUAUUUUACUCACCUCACCCUGAGGCGCCAACGCAGAAGGAAGGCGUGGCAAUCGUGCUAAACAAGAAGAUAAUAAACACGGAGGGAGCAAGAAUGACGGUUGUGGUCCCAGGAAGGGCAAUGCAACUCUCCCUCCCCUGGCGAGGGGGGGAACAGAGAGAGAUCCUCUGUAUCUACGCCCCAACGUCGGCGGGGGUGGCAGAGAGGAGAGCGUUCUACCAGCAAGUUAGAGAUUUCUACCGCACGAGACCGACCGUCCCAAAGCCCGACCUCAUGGCAGGUGACUUCAACAAUGUCGAAGACGUCCUGGAUCGGUCGCCGGCCACCGAAGACGCUGUGGACGCGUCAGCCGAAGACUUGGAUGAGCUGAAAGCGGACCUCGGACUAAUGAUGGUCGACGGCUGGCGUGCAGUACACCCGGACACGAGAGACUUCACCUUCCAGAGAGGUGUAGGCGAUGCGAGAACGAUGUCGAGGCUUGAUAGGAUAUAUGUCACUAGAGAUCUCGCCAGGUGGGCUAGAGACUGGAAAAUAGAACCAGUAGGAGUUAAGACUGACCACAAUAUGGUCUCUGUCAUGCUAACGGCCCCGAGUGAACCGGCGGUGGGGAAAGGAAGGCCUGUCUUCCCGCUGCACCUACUCAAGGACAAGAAGUUGGCGGCGAAAAUGAAGUCAAAAGGACUAGAAGCAAUGAAAGAUCUUGAGGACGUUACACGGGAUGGUAGGACUCAGGUGUCAAACCCGCAAGUAAUCCUGCACAAGUUGAAGGGAGAAUGGCUUGCGAUGGCGAGGCAACGAGAGAAGGAAACGGUCCCGAAGCUAAUCCAGGAGAUCGGCUUGCUUGAAGCAAGGCUAGCAGAGGUAACGAAUGACAAGGAAAGCGGCGAGGCAUUAGGAUGGCCGAAAUGGCGAGACAGCACCACGACAACAUCCAGGAUGACGGAGCGGAUGUAA